UACCAAAUCAAUUGGUAUACUUCAAAAUUGUUACAAAAUAUCAAUAAAAUAGUAAAAUAAAACUUAAUAAAUUAUGCUAUGCUAUUUCUUCAAGGCGUUCAAUAGCUUCUGGGCUUAAUAAUAUUUCACCAUUAAUAUUGAAACACUUACCUUCCUGUGCUCUUGAUUUCCAACUCAAUGUGCUAAAUUACAUCUUAUCUACCAACAAAAUUUCAUCAUCUUGGACAUCAUACAAAAUUAUUCCUAUUCCCAAAUCAAAUUCUAUUACUGCAUUUUACUCUAUUGAUCUUUCCUCUACACUACGUAAACCUUUUGAAAAUAUUCUUAAAACUCGGCUUGAUUGGUGGUUGAAAUAUUAUUCCAUAUUACCACCUGAUCUAUUUGCUUUUAGGAAAGGCAUGGGCACCAUGGAAUGCCUUUUUACAUUUAUAGGUAAUAUCUAUCACUCUUUUAAUGUUAAAGAAUGUUUUGUUGUCAUUUUUGUAGAUAUUUGUGGUGCCUUUGACUCUGUUCAUAUUCCUACUUUAGUUUCAAACUUUCCUCCAUUGGUUUACCUCUUACCUUCUGUAAUAUUAUUCUCUCCUUGUUUUCUAAUAAGAGUUUAUCUUUUACUUCCUCUUUUGGUUCACAAUGCUCACAUACUACUUCUUCCGGUCUACCACAAGGAAGCUGCCUUAGUCCGAUUAUCUUUGAUAUUUAUAUGAGCAAAAUUGCAAAUCACCUUUCCAGUCUCAGCUAUAAUUGCCUUAUUUAUGUGGACGAAAUUAUUGUCUUCUCUUCCAAUUAAGUUUUCAUUGAAUCCCUUAAUCUCACUCUCAUUGAACUUAAUAAUAUUUUUACUGACUUAUUCUUUUCUGUCGCUUAUGACAUAUGUAAAUCUGUCAUUUUUAUUAGACAUUGGUAUUUUAAUCCACGAAUGUAUAUUUCGAUAAUAAUGUUAUUCUUUUUGUAGAUAAUACCACCUAUUUAGGUAUUACUCUUGACUCCAAAUUACACUGGCUACCUCAUAUUAUAUCUUUCAUUUCUUUUGGUUCAUGUUGGGCUAAUUUUCUUAGGGUUAUCACUGAUACUUGGUGGGGCUCUCACCCUUCAGAUCUUCUGUUAAUUUAUAAAUCCAUUAUACAUUCCAAAUUUGACUAUGGCUGUGUCCUCUUUAGUUCAGCAUAUUUUUCUAAUUGGAAAAGACUGAACAAAGUUCAAAGCUCUUGCUUAAGAUGCAUCAUGGGCUAUGUUAGAUCUCAACUGUCCCAACUAUAGAAGUAGAAUCUUUAUGCCUUCCUUUAAAUAUUAGAUGUCGCUGGCUUGCAGGCAAGUUUCUUCUUAAAUCCCUAUCUUUUUCUAGCUGUCCAAUUUUUGAUACCUUGUAUUCCUUGUUCCUAAACUGGCGUUAUAUUUCUAAGUCUCUUAUGUAUCUCUAUCCAGAUUAUAUAUCAUACUGUUCAAUUGUUUACGCAUUGGACAUUAUUUUUUACCCUCCCAUGUUUAUAAAUUAAACUUAAAUAAUUCCCCCUUUUGUACGAUUCACUUGGACGAAUGCCUCUACAAUUUAUUGCAUAUCCUUUUCGAUUGUCUUUCACUCCCUAUAAAAUGUUCUCAUUUAAUUUCUUCUCUCAAUUCCUUAAGCAUCCUCUUUAAUCUCUCUUUUAUUUUAAACUCCAAUUCUGAACAAGUUGUUACUAUUACUUAUUGUUUCUUUUAUCCAGGAGGCUAGCUUUGUCAUUUGAUCUUUUUUAUUAUCUAUUUAUGUUUUAUAAUUUAUUUAUAUCAUUAUAUAUAGGUAUUUUAGUUAUAUUUUUUUAUUUUUCUUUAUACAGUGUGUAAUCGGUUGUUAGAAACACUCUAUAACUUAACAAAUAUUAAAGAUAUUUGAAUUCUGUUUGUUUGUGGUGCUUAACAAAGUUUGUUAUAACUUAUUAAAGUAAUUAAACAAUUUUUAUGCCAUUUCAUUUCGCGCAUGUAAAUAGGCCAGUGCAACUACUAUUGUUUCGUAUUUGCUUUACAGUCAUAUUUUACGAAUUCACGCGUGUUUAUUAAACGAUAGUGAAAUUACAAUAAAUAAUUUCAUAAUUGAAAUAGCUUGUUACUUAAACAAAAUAUGAAUAAUUUAGAAAAAGUUGAUAUGCUUUUUGUUUACUGGGAAUGUGAAAAAAAUUCACGUCUGGCUGCACGUGCUUAUGCUGAACGUUACCCAAAUAGGCAACACCCGUCAUACAGUUAUUUCCAUAAGUUAGAAAGGAAUUUAAGAAAUACUGGUUCUUUUUCUAACACUAGAGUUAUAGCCAACCAACAACCUAUACAAGUUAACGCAUUGAGGGAAGAUAUUGAGCUUCGAGUGCUGGCGUACGUAAGAGCAAAUCCCAGAGUUAGUACGCGUCAUGUCGGCUUUGAAAUAGGCAUUUCUCAUAAUACCGUUCAUAAAAUUUUAAAAAAACAUAAAUUUCAUCCAUACAGGCCUGAUUUAACUCAACAUUUAAGCCAAGGUGAUGAUGAGCGUAGAAUUAUGUUUAUUUCUUGGUUGGUAACUCAAUUAGAAAACAAUCCUUUUAUUUUAAAUUACAUAUUAUGGACAGAUAAAUCCAAAUUUACCAACAACGGAGUAAUGAAUAAACAAAAUAAUCAAUAUUGGGACACUCAAAAUCCCCAUUGGGUUUUUGAAACAAAUAAUCAAUGUAUCUGGGGAACAAAUGUUUGGUGUGGUUUGAUUGGAGGUAAAUUGUUGGGACCUUAUUUCUACGACGGUACAUUAAAUGGAAGACGGUAUUUAGAAUUUAUAAUGAAUGAGCUACCGAUCAUGCUAAACGACAUUCCUCUUGCAACAAGAAACAAUUUGAUUUUGCAACAAGAUGGAGCCCCGACACAUAAUGCAAAUGUCGUGAAGAAUUAUUUAAAUGAACAUUUUGAAAAUCGUUGGAUAGGAACUAAUGGUAUACUAAAGUGGCCACCUCGAUCCCCAGAUUUUACACCACUUGAUUACUUUUUGUGGGGACAUCUAAAAACUGUUGUCUAUGCAAACCCAACUACUAAUCUCAUUGAUUUGAAACAAAAAAUAAUUGCGGUGUGUAAUCAACUUACUGAAGGGCAAAUUUCAUCAGCAACAAAUAAAGAAUUUCUACGGAGGACAGAAGCGUGUUUAAAUUGUAAUGGAGAGAAGUUUGAACAAUUCAUAAGAUGACGAAUAAAUGUAAUUUUGCAAUAAUAAAAAUAAAAUUAAUUAAUAUUGUUUUUUUUUUUUAAUCGCCUGAGAUAAACUUAAAAAAAUAGUUGCUUUAGGGAAAGAGGAUGCUUUCCAAAAGUAGUUACUAAAAAUAUCACUAGAAGAUAUCAUGCGGUGCUAAAAGGAUUAACUAUUUAAGCCAUAAAAUUGAUGAAUAAUUCAAAAAUGUCAAAAAAUAAUAUCAAUCACUGAAAUAUCUAUAACUCAGCUAUUUUUUAACAUAGGAAGUUGGUUUUACCA
Sipha flava (yellow sugarcane aphid) is the source of this 3454-nucleotide messenger RNA. RefSeq lists its product as uncharacterized. The transcript is spliced from 2 exons. NCBI's taxonomy places the organism in Eukaryota, Metazoa, Arthropoda, Insecta, Hemiptera, Aphididae. Gene Ontology annotation, molecular function: nucleic acid binding. The coding region runs from base 2096 to 3172 and encodes 358 amino acids. The record is from RefSeq and is a predicted model, not a curated record.